ACCUGAAAAAAGCAUUUGAUACGAUUGAUCACCAGAUUCUAUUGUCAAAACUACAAGCUUAUGGGAUACGCGACCACACGCUCAAAUGGUUCCAAUCGUAUUUAGAUAAAAGAAAGCAAAUUUGCAUGCUAAAUAACUGUAAAUCUGAUAUUGAAACAAUUCGUUGUGGAGUACCUCAGGGUUCAAAUCUUGGACCUCUAUUAUUUCUCAUUUACAUAAACGACCUCCCAAACUGCCUAGAAACAACACACAAUAAUUUAUUUGCUGAUGACACAAUUUUAUCAUGUCAAGGGCAUUUAUCCAUAGAUAUUGAAUACAAACUUAACAAAGACCUAGUAAAUGCUCAAAAAUGGUUAUCAGCGAAUAAACUAACAUUAAACAACGAAAAAACCAAAUAUAUGAUUAUUGGAUCUCGGCAACGAUUGAAAAACUUAGAUCACGUGCCAAAAAUCAGUAUAAACGGACAUCAAAUUGAACGAGUUUAUAAAAAGGAAGCUUUGG
Messenger RNA from Paramuricea clavata, 501 nucleotides. The record is from the annotation of a GenBank genome assembly. NCBI's taxonomy places the organism in Eukaryota, Metazoa, Cnidaria, Anthozoa, Malacalcyonacea, Plexauridae.